UGGUUGGCAAUAUCCAUGUUUUUGGGUGGGUCUGACAUCCUGUUUAUCACUGCACAGAAUUCCAAGAAGAUCACGGAUAAGAUUUCCACACCAGGAACCGGCAUGUCAUAUGGUAUCUGUCUUGCAUCCUCUAGUCUUUUUCUGCUCCUCUUCGUGUCAAGUAUAACGAUGAGGAUCCAGAUGACAAGGACACUGGGGUUGGCCGUGGUUCUCACUGGGUUGGUGGCUGUCGGUGCUUCUCCCACGGUCUCCAAAGAAAGCUGUUCCUCGGUCCAAGUCCUGGGUGAAGCGUCCUCGGCGAUUCAGGAGAAAGUCCUUCAGGAGAUGUGCGAGAAGAUGUUCGACCACGUCCUCCUCAGUGGCUCCUCUGGCGGCGAAUCCGACUCGAAGGCAAGGAGAGCAACCCAGGCGGCUCUGCUCGUUCUCCACAGCGACAGCUCCAACAGCUCCGUGGCCUGGGACUCUGGCGCAGAGCGUAACGUCAUCAAGAAGAAAGGCUGGUAUGUAGACGAGGAGGUCUCACUCACAAAUGGCUAUCGAUGGUACAGCCACGGCCUGCCCAUGUGGCCUUUCCUGGGCCGGAAGAAGAAGUUCUGGGGAUUCCUUCGCAGGGAACCGCGGUGGCCCAAUUACGCCCUCGCGACGCCGCUCUACCUCGCCCCUGCCGAGCAAAGCGAGGGUCGUGACCCUCGUAUCUCCGUCGGGAAGUUCCUCAUGAAGGAUCUCGAGAGGCCUCGAAGCGACGGCGUUGAUUCAUUCUCGAAUACGACAGUCCCGAAGGAUAUUCGUAAAUUCGUCUUGGGUCAUUUCUUCGGACAGGCUCCAGGGAGGUUUUCGACUGCACCCUGGCGAGAAAACGCAGACAAGGACUUCGAAGAAUAUGAACACUGGUUCCAACCGCUUGUUGAACGAGGUCUCCAGCGCAUGAUCAAAUCGUUCGGCAAACAACACAAGUCGAAAUGCCCUGACGAAACCUACGUGUUCUUCUUCCGCCAACCCUGUGGGAGCCUCGAGUCCUGCCAAGUGACUAAGGACAUUAAGGACAAACUCGGUAAAUGUCCACGCACUGAAUUGGUCGUCGGUUUCCUUAAACCGCUGGCGCACUGAGAAGAGGAAAUUCACAUAUGCAAAAAGUAAAUGUCUUUGCUUCGGCCCUUCUUAAAGGUACAGACAGGUGUAUUUUCACUUGUCAUAAUGUGUGAGAAAAAAAAUCCGUAGAAAUUUUCAAAAUAAUCUAACACAUCCAAAGGCCUUUCCGAUAUGAAUAAUUAUUAUACUGCAAAACAAACCGGUAAACAACUACCGAGUCGGCCACCAGAACAACGCUGCGACUUCAUCCCACUUAAAAUCGAGUGGCCUAUUGCUGCCUUUCUGCACAGCUGCCGACCUGAGUGACCUUUGACCUCAACAGGAGGAUGUAAUCAUGAAAUGCUUAACACGAAGCAAAUUGCAAUGGAAAAUCGGUCAACAUUUUCCAAAGAAAUUCUGGAACCUUUAACGUAGAAGUCGAAGACGAUGCCGCUGCUGCCACCAAAAGCCAGAGAGAAAAAAAGCGAUUUUUUUAACAUCUGCAAGUCGAGCUCCUUUCAUCUUUAUCAUCUGUGCAAUGGAAUGUGUAAAGAGCAAUCAUCAAUUUUACACAAAGAGGAGUCUACUAUGGCUUCCAAUCCGCGAUCUUGCAACACGUGAAUGCACAAGGAAAGUAGAAAGCUGUUUUUAAUCACGGUGCUUUUAUAUCCGAAUUUAUUAUACCCUUUGUCACUGACUAAUUUUGUAAUGAAAAAUGCUACGGAUUUUCUAAUAAUUCACAUUUGUAAGAUUUGUCAUAGAGUAAUCUUGUUAUAAUCUACUAUUAAUAAUAACUAAUUUCAAAUUCAGAAAUAUUGUAAUUGUGAUUUCAUAUGAUUGAUGCUAGUUAUGUUACAAACAAAUAAAAAUCCUUUUGAAAUUAUGGAAUACCGAUUCAUAAAUCAAUAAAAAUCAACUAUUUA
This is a messenger RNA of Penaeus vannamei (Pacific white shrimp), 1991 nucleotides long. RefSeq lists its product as uncharacterized. The record is from RefSeq and is a predicted model, not a curated record. Lineage: Eukaryota; Metazoa; Arthropoda; Malacostraca; Decapoda; Penaeidae.